AUGUGCCCAGAAUUUGAGCGCCAUGAGCGCGAAUAUCAGCAGAAUGUCGAAAAGUUUGAAAAGGUACGAAAUAAAUCGAUUGACCAUUCGCGAGCAGUCAAGGCGUACGCAAGACCGGCCGCAGGAGUUGAACAACCUUUGCCCUCCGACGUUCGGCCUCCUGAUGUGCUACUAUCAACGCUAGACUACCUUAUGAGGGAAAUUGUUGCCCGAGGCGACCUUGCCGACUCGCAUGCAUUUGUUCGCGACAGAACGCGCUCAAUUCGACAAGAUUUUACACUGCAAAACAACCGUGGCAUUGAAGCGGUGCAAGCUCAUGAGAUCAUUGCUCGCUAUCAUAUCAUGUGCAUGCACCAGCUUUGUGAAAACAAGAACUUCAGCGAACAACAGGAGAUGGAACAGCUGCGGAAAGUCCUGACAAGCUUGACAGAGUUUUACGACGACAUGUGCACGGAAGGCAUUGUUUGUCCUAAUGAAGCCGAAUUUCGAGCGUAUCACAUUUUAAGCCAUUUGAGGGACCCGGAUAUGAUUCGACAGGCGCAAUUGCUCCCACUGCACGUUUUCAGGGAUUCCUACAUACAAACAGCCGCAGAAGUUCAUGCCCUGACGCGACGCAACAACGAUGUUAGACGCCGUGCAAAAAUACAGUCCGAAGCAUCGCAGAACUUUUUCUCCCUGUUUUUCAAUAUGGUCCAGGGGCCCAGGAUAUCGUACCUGAUGGCCUGUUUGCUGGAGACCAACUUUGUCGAGAUUCGCAAGGGCGCACUGAAGGCUCUCAACAAAUGCUACCUGGAACAGCACGAUGGAUUUUCUGUGGAGUACCUUGUCAAUAUCUUAGGAUUCGACGACAUGGAAGAAUGUAUAGCUAACUGUGAGGAGUACGGCCUAGCAAUUACGAGAUACGGUCAGCCUGCAGUCGUCUUUGGCAGGAAAGACCCAACUACCCGUCGUCGCAUUUUC
Messenger RNA from Gamsiella multidivaricata, 960 nucleotides. Its product is annotated as SAC3/GANP/Nin1/mts3/eIF-3 p25 family-domain-containing protein. Gene Ontology annotation, cellular component: nucleus; cytoplasm; transcription export complex 2. The annotation marks the transcript as partial. The transcript has 4 exons. Gene Ontology annotation, biological process: mRNA export from nucleus. The record is from RefSeq and is a predicted model, not a curated record. NCBI's taxonomy places the organism in Eukaryota, Fungi, Mortierellomycota, Mortierellomycetes, Mortierellales, Mortierellaceae.